CAUUCUGAACCACCGGACAAUUUUUGGGACCAUCGGCGCCUAUGAAUUCGUUCCCGGGCCGGGUCCUGACCUACUAAUGGCUCCUAACGCUUUCGUCGGUUCCAUCGGAAUCCAAGUCUACCGACCCUGUGGCGGUGGAAUUGCACAUAACUCGCUUUAAUCGCGUCGAUCGAUAGCAAGCUUUGAAGAACCUUAUGUCUCUCAAGAUGUCCUUCUCCGUCUUGGGCCCUGCAGCUGCAGGCUUAGCUGUUGCUCUAUUAGUGGUCUCCCGUAUUCUCGCCUAUCGGAAGUCUAUCACCCCAUACCUCCCGCCCGGUCCAAGAGGAUUACCCAUCAUCGGAAAUGUGUUCGACAUGCCGAACAGCAAGCAGUGGCUCACAUAUGCUGAAUGGAGCCGUCAAUAUGGAGAUAUAUGCUCCGUCAAAAUCUUAGGCCAGCCCUUGGUUAUCCUCAACUCUGCUCGAGCAAUGGAGGAUCUAGACCGAAAGGGUGCCACAUACUCGGACCGCCCCAAACUCGAGAUGGGUGGAGAGCUUGUGGGUUACUCCAAGACGGUUGUGCUGAUGCCGUACGGAGCGGCGCUCAGGAACUACCGCAAACACAUCGGUCGGCUUAUAGGCUCUGCUAGUGCUGUGGGGAAAUACCUUGACAUCGAAGAAGAGGAAACACGCAAGUUUUUACGACGGCUAAGCACUUCUCCAAAUGAGCUCAGUGCGCAGCUUCGAAAACUUUCCGGUUCACUGAUCAUGAAAAUGACCUACGGUAUCGAAGUUCUAGCAAACAACGAUCCCUUCGUCACUCUUGUCGAAGAUGCCAACAAUAACUUCAAUAUCGCGUCAACUCCUGGUAAAUUCCUGGUAGAUGUGUUUCCCGUACUUCGCUUCUUACCAGAAUGGUUCCCUGGCGGAGGGUUCAAGACCUUAGCUCGGGAAUGGUCCAAAGCAUUCAACGACAUGGUCGACGUCCCCUAUAACGUUGCUUGGCAGCAGAUAUUAACCGGAACAGCACCCCGCUCCUUCGUCUCAGCCGCGCUCGAAAACGAGGAAAAAAUAACUUCAGAAUACAUCUACGAAAUCAAGCAUACUGCGGGGUCGCUUUACGGCGCUGGCGCGGAUACCACGGUAUCCGCACAGCAUGGCUUUUUCUUAGCAAUGGUCCUGCAUCCUGAGGUCCAAAAGCUCGCCCAAGCCGAGAUCGACGCCUUUGUAGGACCAGACAGGCUGCCCGGCUAUGCUGACCGCGAGCACCUUCCCUACGUCAACGCUGUGGUGACAGAAUCGCUUCGAUGGCACAACGUAGCGCCACUCGGUGUUCCACAUCGUGCUACAGAAGAUGGCGUCAUCGAUGGAUACUUAAUCCCCAAAGGCGCUAUUAUCAUCGCUAAUCUAUGGAAUAUGUUACACGACCCGGAAGUCUACCCAGACCCGUUCACUUUCAACCCUAGUCGCUAUAUCGGCAAGGAGACACAGAGAGAUCCUCGACACUUCGCUUUUGGUUUUGGGCGUCGUGUCUGUCCCGGGAUGCAUCUCGCGGAUGCAUCAUUGUACAUCUGCAUCGUGAUGUCUCUAGCUGUCUUUGAUAUCACGUAUGCGAUGGAGGACGGAGUCCCGCUGGUUCCUGUGCAUGAGAAUACGAACGGGACUAUAAGUCAUCCCAAGCCCUAUAAAUAUAACGUGAAGCCGCGCUCGGCGAAAGCGUUCUCUUUGAUCUCAGGCCCCUAGUCAGAUUGGUUAUGGAGGUUUUACAGAUUUGCACUAUCAAAGUUCUAGUAGGAUUGUAUAAAAUAUGAUUGGCAUGCUCCUGAGGCCGUGGGAGAUAAGAACUAAGCCGCCGAUGUCGCAAAUGUUACAAGAAUGUA
Messenger RNA from Guyanagaster necrorhizus, 1858 nucleotides. Its product is annotated as OrdA protein. Gene Ontology annotation, molecular function: iron ion binding; heme binding; oxidoreductase activity, acting on paired donors, with incorporation or reduction of molecular oxygen. Lineage: Eukaryota; Fungi; Basidiomycota; Agaricomycetes; Agaricales; Physalacriaceae. The coding region runs from base 207 to 1721 and encodes 504 amino acids. The record is from RefSeq and is a predicted model, not a curated record. The transcript is spliced from 10 exons.